AUGUCUUAUCCGCCAUCCGGGAGCACCGCCUUGUCCGCCCCGGGCAAGGUCCUUCUUACCGGUGGUUACCUCGUUUUAGACCGCAAUUACACGGGGACAGUGAUCGCACUCGAUGCUAGGAUCCACGUUAUCGUUCAACAAUUGAAAAGAGGCCAUCGACGUGGUGCAUCAUUCAGCUCAGUGAAGGGGGGUCCCGAUACGGAGACAGUCGAGGACGGAAGUGCUGUGGACGACAAGGAAAAAGAAGACGUCGUGGUUGUACGCUCGCCGCAAUUUGUCAAUGCAAUUUGGGAGUACGGUAUACAGCGUUGUGAGAAUGGAGGUGGAAUCAAAGUGAUUCAAAGGAACGACGGGCGUUCCAAUCCGUUCGUCGAAACUUCCCUCAACUACGCUCUCACCUAUAUCAGCUAUGUGGCCGACUCGAAGGACUUUGGGUCCCUCUCCGUGACCAUCCUGGCCGACACUGAUUACUACUCUGAGACUGCCUUCUCUAGGGUUUCUGAGUCCCCUGGAAGAUUCGUGAACUUCGGUGUUCCUCUUCACGAGGCCCACAAGACAGGACUAGGUUCCUCUGCGGCUCUAGUAACUGCCCUAGUAUCAUCCCUCGUUAUUCACCGUACCCUGCAGCCUGACGACCUUGGAGCUUCUCGUGACAAGCUUCAUAACUUGGCACAGGCUGCCCACUGUGCUGCUCAAGGUAAAGUGGGAUCCGGGUUUGAUGUGGCUGCUGCUAUCUACGGCUCUUGCCUAUAUCGCCGAUUCUCCCCAAGCAUUUUGGAAUCCGUCGGCGACGCCGGUUCACCUGGGUUUGAAGAGCGGCUGUUUGCAGUCGUGGAGGACGCCGACCCUAAGCAUCCGUGGGAUACAGAGUGCUUGGAUUUCGGCAUGCGACUUCCUCGAGGCAUGCAGAUGGUCCUGUGCGAUGUUGAGUGCGGCUCAAAUUCCCCUUCGAUGGUCAAGAAAGUGCUCGAAUGGCGAAAACAAAACCAGCAGGAAGCCGAUCUUCUUUGGGCUGCCCUCCAGUCAAACAAUGAAAGGCUCUGUCUUCAGCUCAAGCAGCUAGCCCAGAGCCCUGACCAAGAAUCGCCCGAAGAUUUCAAUGAUGUCCGCAACCUCAUCCAGCGCUCACGCAAUCACCUUCGCAGCAUGACCCGCAAGGCGGGAGUCCCCAUUGAGCCGCGGGUACAGACAGAACUGCUUGAUGCCGUGUCAGCCGUUGACGGAGUGAUUGGUGGUGUGGUUCCUGGUGCGGGAGGGUAUGAUGCGAUUGCUGUCUUGAUCCGCGAUGACCAGGAGGUGCUUAAAAAGUUAACUGAGCUCUUUAAGAACUGGGAAAGUAAGGUGGAGGACGAUUUCGGUGGCAAGAUCGGAACUGUCCGGCUCCUCGGUGUGCGUCACGGCUCAGAUGGAGUCAAAAAUGAGGUUCUCGACCAAUAUGCCGGUUGGCUUUAA
Aspergillus oryzae RIB40 is the source of this 1452-nucleotide messenger RNA. RefSeq names its product phosphomevalonate kinase (gene erg8). Gene Ontology annotation, biological process: isopentenyl diphosphate biosynthetic process, mevalonate pathway; ergosterol biosynthetic process. The record is from RefSeq and is a predicted model, not a curated record. Gene Ontology annotation, cellular component: peroxisome. The transcript has 2 exons. Lineage: Eukaryota; Fungi; Ascomycota; Eurotiomycetes; Eurotiales; Aspergillaceae. The coding region runs from base 1 to 1452 and encodes 483 amino acids. Gene Ontology annotation, molecular function: phosphomevalonate kinase activity; ATP binding.